AUGGACUACCAUACUAUCCACGGCCACGAUGUCGAGGGGUUUGGCACGCCAUUGACACACCGAGUCCUGACUGUGUCUGCGGCCGAUGUUGACGCGGCCUUGUUGAGCCCGUCGCCGGCGUCGUCGACAGGGCCCGAUCUGACGACACCAGCGCGACUUGUGCCUACCGGCAUCUCCACACUGGAUUCUAUCUUGUCUGAUUCACCAGCUCCACAUGCAGGCGCGGGAGACGCAACAGAAGAUGGAGACGAGGCUGAAACGGAGGCGAAGGCGGGAACGACGUCGGAUCUAGAGCCACUGUCGAUACUCGCUGCAAACGCGUUGUCGGGCGGAAGCAGUGCUGUGUGGGUAGACUGCUUCCACUCCCUGUGUAGAGAACGGCUGACGGCCAUUGCCGAAGCUCAUACGGGGCCCGACAAGGGGGCUAAGAGCGUGGAAGAAGGAUUUGUACACUAUACGUGUCCCAGUCUUCCGCACUUCAUUGCUAUGUUCUGCCCAUCGACGUCGGUGUCUACGGUCGAAAUACCUGCAGAUGCGUCUGUCGUGGUCAUCGACUCUCUCUCCGCUCUCGUGAACCACGCGCUUCCAAGGACAGUAGAGAAGAAGGGUGCACCGCUCAUGGCGAACGGGAAAAGGGGUCCUGCGGCACAUGAAAAGAGGACACAGGUGCUGCAGUACAUUGUCGCGGCACUCGAACGACUAGCAGAGACACAGAAUGUCGCCGUCAUCCUGCUUACGCAAUGUGCCAGUCGCGUACAGGCAGACGGUGGUGGAGCCGCCUUGGUGCCAGCCAUUAACGCGGCAGUUUGGGACCGCGGUAUCGCCACGCGUAUCGUUCUGUUCCGGGACUGGGCCUGGAAGGACGGCGAGGCCGUCGGCGGUCGCUUUGCCGGCAUACAGAAGCUCAAUCGCAGUGGCGGCGAUACCGCGCUGAGCCACGUCGUUGCGUUUUCCAUCGCGGAGGCAAGUCUUCUCUCCACUAAUCUGCGAAUUCUGUUCUAG
Messenger RNA from Grosmannia clavigera kw1407, 1002 nucleotides. RefSeq lists its product as uncharacterized. Bases 1 to 1002 code for a protein of 333 amino acids. Gene Ontology annotation, molecular function: four-way junction DNA binding; crossover junction DNA endonuclease activity. The record is from RefSeq and is a predicted model, not a curated record. The transcript has 5 exons. Gene Ontology annotation, biological process: meiotic DNA recombinase assembly; reciprocal meiotic recombination. Lineage: Eukaryota; Fungi; Ascomycota; Sordariomycetes; Ophiostomatales; Ophiostomataceae. Gene Ontology annotation, cellular component: Rad51C-XRCC3 complex; replication fork; Rad51B-Rad51C-Rad51D-XRCC2 complex.